AUUCCAACGAUAAAAUCUGAAUUCUGAUGACAGAGUCAGACAAAUCAGAGGGAAGUCAAAAACAGGGUACAAUACUUUGACUUCGUAUUUUUAACCAGAUUAAGUUUCCAUUGAAAUACGUUAACAAUUCAUCAAAUAAAAACCCCAGUUUAAUCCCAGAAAAAAAAAGAACGAUAAGACAAGUAUAAAUAGUACUUUGAAUAAUUUCACUGGGCAUUAAAGCGUUCUCUGUCGUCCUCAUUAACUGCAUUGGAUUACAUUAACUGUUAACUUUAUUCUCGCAAACUGAGAUCAUUCCGUGCAGUAUAUUGGUUAUUCAGUGUGCUCUCGAACGCCACUGAGUAAAUUUUUGGCCCCAACGUACCAUUUUGUCAUUCAAAAUUACGGACCAAAUGAUGGCUGGUUCUGCAUUGCGGAGGUUGAUGGCAGAAUAUAAGCAAUUAACAGUAAAUCCGCCGGAAGGUAUUAUAGCUGGGCCUAUAAAUGAAGAUAACUUCUUCGAAUGGGAAGCCUUCAUAACAGGUCCUGAAGGCACGUGUUUUGAAGGUGGCAUUUUUCCAGCAAAAUUAGUCUUCCCACCUGAUUAUCCAUUGAGUCCUCCAAAGAUGCAAUUUUUGUGUGAAAUGUUUCAUCCGAACAUAUAUGCUGAUGGUCGGGUAUGCAUAUCAAUCUUACAUGCACCAGGUGAUGAUCCAAUGGGCUACGAAACCAGUGCUGAAAGAUGGUCACCUGUACAAAGUGUCGAAAAAAUACUGCUCUCUGUUGUCAGCAUGUUAGCAGAACCCAACGACGAAAGUGGAGCCAAUGUCGAUGCUGCCAAAAUGUGGAGAGAAGACAGAGAACAAUUUAAUAAAAUAGCCGAAGAAAUCGUAAGGAAAACUCUGGACCUGCCCCCUCCUUAAUAUUUUAUUUCUUGAUUAUUUUAUAUCAAUAUCUAAAUGAGAUGCUAAGUAAAUGCUGAAAUGGAUAUCACGUUUAGGUACGGUAUUUUAUUAUUCGCAAAUUAUAUUUAUAAUGUUAUAUAAUAUAUUCACUUUUAACAAACAUUUUUAUCAACUUUUAUCUGCAAAGCUCAUGCAUAAAAUAUUAGAAUGUUGCCAACUAGUUUUGGAAGCCUUAUUAGACUUUGCUUGUUAUAUCAAUUAUAUUGACUUAAGGAGCGUCAAUUAACAAACCGAUUGACCUCUGGUCAUUUUAUUUAUCAUGAAAGAGAUAUGAAACUUUUAACAGAAAUAAUGUUUUGUAUUUAUAAAUGUUGAAGUUACAAUUUGUUAAACUACAAUAAUUAUAUUCAUAUAAAGGUUUUUAACAUUAAACUUUAUGAGACCUGCUUAGCCAAUCGAGGAAAGCAUCACGGGCUUGGUACUGCAAUGUAAAAUUUACAGAACAAAUUUCCUACUUAAUUAAUUCUAGUUUUGAGUAGCUGUGGUAGAGAGGGUUUUGAGAACCUAUGAGUUGGUAUCAUAAUCAUAUUUAUAAUGAAAAAUGAAGCAAUAAUUUGUACAUGGUUUGAAGAUUUUUGGGUAUGUAUUUUAUUAUAAUGUGAUGGAUUCUGACAUUUGUGUUGUGUAGUAGUACAAGAUGGUAAUUUAACUAAAAAAAAAAUAAAGUUCAAAUAUAGACAUGGUUUUAAUAGGCUAUUUAGAUUUUAUUAUUGCAAUGUUGAGUAAUAUAAUGAAUCUUGUUAAAACAUAAGAGUUAUUUACAAAUGUUUUAAAAGUUAAAGAAUAUGCCAAUAAUAAAGGGUUGUUAACAGAUCGUUUCCGAAGCCGAAACGAGAAUAAAUAGCUAAUCUAAAGUGAAAGUGUACUGUGAACUACCUAAGUAGAGCAAUAAAAAACAAAGAGCUAUGAAUGUUAUGGAAAAACUAACAUAAUACUAAAUACUUCUUGUUUAAAAAAAUAUGAAUUAAUGUCCCAGUAAUGUACCUAAAUGUAAACAAGCAAAUUAUGAUUAUGUUCCUCACUCAACAUUGUAGGUCCCAUGAGUCACUUGAUUUUAUUAUAACAGACCAAAUGUAAAUGAGUAAAUAAAUUCCUAAAAUGGAAUUAAUAUUUCAGGAGCGAUUUCAAACAACCUGUAUAAUAAUAUUAUGUCUAUUUAUAUAUAUACUGAGAUAAAGUGUGACAUAAUUGAAUUAAAAAAAAUGACAAAAUAAAAAAGCAAUAGAUCUUCACAAAUAUAUAUUUUUAUACUAUUUAAAUGUAAUAAUAUACACUGAUAUACAUUUGUUAUAAAGUUGCAGUUUUUAUUGAGAUAUCCAGUAAUUUGUGCCUCAAAUGAUUGCCUAGCGAAAUUUGUUGCUACAGCAAUUUCCAUAUAAUACCAUCAAGAUACAGUUAUUACAUCAAGAUAGUUAUAAACAAAUUUUUCAUAUUUAAAAAAAAGUUGUAAACUAUUUACUAAAUUAACCAAAUUUAUGAAAAUUAUAGUUAACUUCCUUUUUGAUAAAUACGAAAGCAUUAGAUUUCAUCUUUGUACUUAUUAUUAGUCCACAAAAUAGUUGGUUUGAAUUCAAUUGAGAUGUUUUUGCAAACACCUAAAUUACUCACAGCACUUGAUAUUUAAUUUGGUUUUAAAUAUUUUAUUAUUAUAUUAAAUUAAAUUAUAUAAACUAUACUUAAUUUUUUAUUUAAUGACAUUUUUAUUACAAUACAAAGAGCCAUUUAGAUAGAUUUUAUCACAUGUUUCAUAGUGAGAAUUGACAUAGUAAGUACUUUUGUGAAAAAAUCGCAGUACUAUCAUAUGAACUUGGCACACAAGCAAGAAUCAAAAUGUCCCCUAUGGGUGUGUCAUCCGAGAUUUAAAAGUAUCUUGUUCUUUCAAAUUCAUAUGAAUAUCAAACGAGUAGUUUUGGGUGCGAGUUUGGUCAUUCAAAUUUGCUAAUUUUAUACAGAUACAUUCAUUAAACAAUAUUGUGGCGAUCAUUGUCCGCGUAUUAGGAGGAGAAUUGCUUAAAUCUACAUUAAAAAACUUUUUGUAAACAAGAAACUCUCCAUCUAACUGGCCUUUAACUUAAAAGUGAGUCACAGAUUUUUUCAAUUUGAAGGAACGGUAUUCUGUGGUGGUUUUCCAAUUACAGCACAAGAGCGCACUAUGCGGCAUAAUGCUCAACGUUGAAUGUUGCAACUACAGCAACGCUUCGCACAAUCGAGCACUCUCAAAAGUACUGCUCUCGCGUGAUGCGUGCAAUCGAUACCGACUUUUUCUUUAAUUUGGCAUUGAUCGAAAUUUUGUUUAUAUUAUCGUUAGUAAUAUUAUUUAAUGUUGAAAAAAAUUGUACGGCUUUCGUUUCGUUGUAGUUUCUUAGAAAUAAUCAAUGUUAAUUAGAACCGUGCUAACUUAGCGCACUCUGCUGAUGCAUUUGAACUCUAAUUCACGUUCCAAUUAAGCUUCAGCAUAAUUCGGCAUUAUGCUCUGUAAUUGGAAAAUUACCAUUAAUAACACGUUUCGGUAUUUUACCGGUGUUAAACAAUAAGCUUGAGAGAAACUGAAAAAGUGUCCACAAUUUAACCACUCAUUCGUCUAUAGAAUGCCGGUGCGAAGUCUGUUGUAAUAGAAAUGUUGUUGUCUUAUCUAAAUUGAACACCAAGAUAUUUAUAUUUUUCAUUAAAAUAAUAAUUAAUCGUU
Molecule: messenger RNA, 3630 nt
Organism: Bombyx mori (domestic silkworm)
Lineage: Eukaryota; Metazoa; Arthropoda; Insecta; Lepidoptera; Bombycidae
Gene: Ubc7
Product: ubiquitin-conjugating enzyme E2 G2
Exons: 5
Coding region: 393-902 (169 amino acids)
Cellular component (GO): endoplasmic reticulum; cytosol
Source: RefSeq, a predicted model, not a curated record